GGAAUGUGAUAUGAAUUUCCAUUUCCGUAUAAAACCAAAAGUUAUCGGAUUAGGGUUUUGUAACUCUGAACAAGAGCGUGGUUAAUCUCCUGUCUCCACACCCACCGUGAUCCGGGCUCUGUGCCGCCGCCGCCGAAACCAUGAUAAUUCCCGAGAAGAACCGUCGAGAGAUAUGCAAAUACCUCUUCAAAGAGGGAGUUUGCUAUGCGAAGAAGGACUUCAAUAUGCCAAAACAUCCUGAGAUUGAUGUACCGAAUCUACAGGUGAUUAAGUUGAUGCAGAGCUUCAAGUCGAAGGAGUAUGUCCGCGAGACCUUCGCUUGGAUGCACUAUUACUGGUAUCUCACCAAUGAUGGCAUCGAGUUCCUUAGAACCUACCUCAAUCUCCCUUCUGAGAUCGUCCCGGCUACUUUGAAGAAACAAGCUAAGCCUGUUGGUAGGCCUUUCGGCGGCCCACCUGGCGAUCGCCCUCGGGGUCCACCUAGAUUCGAAGGAGAACGGAGAUUUGGUGACCGUGAUGGCUACCGUGGAGGUCCCCGAGGUCCUGGUGGUGACUUUGGUGACAAGGGUGGUGCACCUGCUGAUUACAGACCCUCUUUUGGGGGUUCUGGUGGCAGAACUAGUUUUGGACGUGGUGCUGGAGGUUACGGAGCUCCAAAUAGUUCAGAUCUUUCCUAAAGAAUAUUGAUCUGUGCCACAGAUUUUGGAAUUACUAGUUAUUAGCUAUAUAGACAAAUGCAGGCGUGGUAAGGAGUCUAGAGAGGAGACUCCCAAAUAUUGUUUGAGCGACGUGACAUUAUUGUUUCAUUACGAGUUAUUUCGUCCAAUGAAUAUUUCCAAUUUUCUGAUUC
This is a messenger RNA of Prosopis cineraria, 850 nucleotides long. RefSeq names its product 40S ribosomal protein S10-1-like. The record is from RefSeq and is a predicted model, not a curated record. The transcript is spliced from 5 exons. Gene Ontology annotation, molecular function: RNA binding; structural constituent of ribosome. Lineage: Eukaryota; Viridiplantae; Streptophyta; Magnoliopsida; Fabales; Fabaceae. Gene Ontology annotation, cellular component: cytosolic small ribosomal subunit. Bases 141 to 677 code for a protein of 178 amino acids.